Phytophthora nicotianae INRA-310 is the source of this 3356-nucleotide messenger RNA. RefSeq lists its product as hypothetical. NCBI's taxonomy places the organism in Eukaryota, Oomycota, Peronosporomycetes, Peronosporales, Peronosporaceae. The record is from RefSeq and is a predicted model, not a curated record. Bases 434 to 3091 code for a protein of 885 amino acids. The transcript has a single exon.
AUUUUUUUUUCGUGUCCGGGUGGCAAAUGUAUCAGCAAUGGAAAAAGUCUACUCAAUCUAUCUCCGAGUAUGUUAAUCGAGGUUGAAUCGCACUAAACGCAAGCAGUUAUCGGCGCUAUUCGGCGAGUGUGUGAAUUUUGGCCGUCAAUUCACUUCCUCGGUAACGUGCGGCUUCUUUACAGCAGGUUGAAACAUCGAACGCAGGUUGAAACCACGAACGCGUGGAUUUUGUCCAAUUGCCGGCGACCCGGGCGAGAAGAACGCAGACAAUACCCAACGCAAGAUAAACAAUUGAGCCCAGCCAUCCACAGUCUCCACCCAUACGCGCCACUCGCCGCCUCGAACCCCACUCGGUCGUUCUUGUCCAGUCUCAGACUCCUCGUAUCCGUGCAACGUGCUUGUUCGCAGCUCGACGUCUGCCAAUAGCUACAAGAUGCAGCAGAACCCCGGCGGAAGCGGCGGGAUGCCGCGACGCUCGCUAAUGAUGCCAUUCCCGCCCCAGCCAGGAGAUCCCUACCACCAGCCACCACAUUCACAGCCGGAAACGACAAGCUUUCCGCAGUAUCCGCUCCCGAUGGAGCCCUCCAUGCGAAGCUACCAGCAGCCGACGCAUCAGCUGCCACAACAAGGACGCUACUGGCAGGGCAUUGACGCGCCGAGCUAUUCGAAACAGAGACGCCACGGCAGCAGCAUGGACUUGGGGGAGUUUGGAGGCAUUCUAGACCCCGACACCGCCCAAGGCGGCAAUGAAACUGCGACGUCCGGCAGAACACCGUCCGACGCAGUGUCCGAGAUGAGCGUGACCAGUUUCGACGUGAACUCUUUCCAUGACGGUGUGGUAGGAUCAGGUGGAGCUUCAACGGGGGACUCAAGGGCGUGGAACCCACCCAUAGCAGCGGCUUCGGCGCAUUCGAGGCCACCAGCUACGCCCACAGAAUCGAAACAGUCUCGUUUGGCGACGAACAGGAAGUCAACAGGAUCCACUCGACCUUCGUCUGAUGCUGACACCGAAGCUCAAGUAGAUGCCGCAUACACCCAAUUCAGCGAGUCUAACGAACUCGAUCUGCGGACUGAAACACUCGCCAAAGACAGGAGCGAGAGGUGCCAGUUUCCCGACUGCCCGAAUCGAGCUCGAGUGUCUCAAUCGUACGGCAAAUUCUGCAACCGACACGUGAUUGUUGCUCCCUGUGGCUUUCCUGGUUGUCGGGACAAGGCAAUGGAGAGAGCUGCAAUGUGCGCAACACAUAUGGAGCAAGGUAAAGAGGCGCUGCAGGAGAUCUUGAAGGCGCGCCCGCAGAAUGUGCCUGUAUGCAAAAUGUCGGGGUGCUUUAAGAACGACCAAGGCCGCGGUUACUGCCGUGGCCAUGAGAAAUUGUUGAUGGCUACUGGACGCUUGCCACCGCACAUCAAUAAGCGCCGCCUCAACAGUGCGUACACUAUGUGUAGCUAUCCUGACUGUAACAAGCAUUCUCAACGACAUCACUUGUGCCGAACCCACGGAAAUCUAAUCAUAAAACAAGCUCAGGAGCUGGCAGAUCGACCUGGAACCACUGAAAGUUACGAGGAAAUUCUAGCCAGGAUGCAGAAAGAUAUACGUCGAUGCACACACGAGAAUUGCUCGAAAAACUCACAGCGAGAUCGACUGUGCACGACGCACUACUAUGAAAAACACCAUUUGCAAAAGGAUGAUUCAACGUCGACUUCGACAUCAAAACGCAGAGAUGACUCAGGUAAACCAAGAGCACGGAACCGAGACGCGAGCGAUGAUCGAGUUAUUGAGGGGGCUCGCUGCAGUAAGCCAGGCUGUGGAAAUCUGUCGUACUCUGCUGGAUUGUGUGUGGAACAUACCAAAGAAAUCCAGAGUUUGACUCAGAAUCAAAGCCGCUAUGGAGAGCCGUUCUCGUCCGGGGAGAAUAGUAGCAUCUUUUCGGAUGACGUUGAUAGUGAAGCAAAACCCGGCGUAUUCGUUUUGAACGACAAACCACAAACCAGCAGUGUCCCGUUUUCAGCGGACAUGACAUCGACGACAAACAUUAGCCACACGAAGUGCUCGAAUCCUAUGUGCGAUCGAGAAAGUUAUGACCGCGAUUAUUGCGAAGCGUGUCAACGACUUUUCUCGCCGCUUGUGGUGUCGAUAAAUUCCAGCCCUUCUGGAUAUCCGCUUAAUCCUACGAGUGUUGGUGUCAGUCAACCCGAUGGAAAGGUUUUAUUGUGUCGCGUGAGCAAUUGCGGCCAAGAUUCUGUCCGCGGUGGAUUGUGUUCAGCGCAUCUUCGAGCGUUUAGAACAGGGUCGUUAUCUGUGGACAAUCUGAAAUUGGAUUCUCAGGCGCAACAAUUGCAACGUGAACAGGAGUUGGCAGAAGCGGCAGCAGUCGCUGCUGCAGCGGCCGAAGCAAAACAAGCGAGUCCCUCGGCGUCUGGUAAGACGAGGAAAUAUUACUGCAGAGUUGAUGGGUGCGGCAAGCAGGCUCAGAAGCGAAACCUUUGCAAGCGUCACUAUCGUCUGCAAGAGGUUGUUCCUACUGGCAAGUUGCAGACAGAAGCUUCAUCGAGUGGGCCGUUGAGUAACUAUAUGCCUGGAGUGCCGCAGACAGAAUAUUCUCAGCCCACCAUAAACUGCCAGUUUCCAAGUUGCUCACAAAUCGCUUGCGGUGGUACUCUAUUGUGCUUAGCACACUCCAAAGCCACGUUCUGCUGGCAGCCAGGAUGCGAAAACCUUGUGGGUUACCAACAGUUCUGCGAGUUUCACGCGUUUCGGCAGCAAUGCGCAUUCGAAGGUUGCAUGUACAGCGCUGAGCGAAAUUACAGUGGCUGUGCGAACCACGUCAUGGCUCGAAAAUGUCGUCACGAUUUUUGCGAUAAGUUUGCUGUGGCGGAUAGCGACUGGUGCCGCUUGCACCAGAUAAGUUGUCAGGACGCUCCGUGUGUGCUAUGCAAGCUACAUGCGCUACCUUUGGAUAGGUUUGCGCCAAGUGAGAAUGAGAAUACCAAUCGAAGUCGAUACAACGCGAAUCUCAGUACAUCGACGUCAAAGGGGUUGAUGAGUGGGGGCGGUGGUAUUCCAUUUGGCCGGAACCCGCGGCUGAUGUAGUCCGGGAUGGCUGUUGUUGACGUCUCUUAGCAAUUGGAAAAUGAAUACUGUAGUACUUUAGGAAGAAUUCUCAUGACAAGAAACCCUCUCAUAGCAAAGAGAUGGAUGCGCUGCGAUGCUUCACGUGUAGGAUCCGGAAGUGAGGAAUUUAUGACCGUCGAAGUUAGCGGAGAAAUAUACGUAGUGGGUAAACGUGGUUCGAUCAAGUCCGCGAUAUCCAUAACAAUAGAUGAUCCAUGGUUACCAUGGUAACGUCACAGUCUCC